Sclerotinia trifoliorum is the source of this 2615-nucleotide messenger RNA. The record is from the annotation of a GenBank genome assembly. Lineage: Eukaryota; Fungi; Ascomycota; Leotiomycetes; Helotiales; Sclerotiniaceae.
AUUAUCGAAGUAUUGAAAGCCAGUGGCGGUUUUAUGCACGUGCUGCUCAUUCACAAUCCGUCGCAAUUCACGCUCAGUAAAGUCAAUUAAGUUUACUGGAUUGAGAAAAAUGUUUUACAGUCAUGAAAGUACGUCUUCUAUAUACGCUCAACUCUUCCCUCCAUAAUUUCCCAUUUUCAAGCAUUGCUUUUCUGUCGUAUUACACAGACUUUUUAUAAUUCUUUCCUAAAAUCACCUCUAGUUCUCACGUCUCGGAAACAUGGUGUCGCAACAGUCUGGCUCGUUGCGACCCUAGGCAGCAAAUCAUCUACUAAGAAAAUCACUCGGAAAGCCAUUCUCGAUGUUGAUGUCAAGAAAGCCUGUAAUACGAUCCUCGAACCUGACGCGCCUAUGGCAUUGCGUUUGCAGAGCAAUUUGUUGUACGGCGUCAGUAGGGUCUACGGUCAGCAAGUGGGAUAUGUUUUGAGUGAUACUAUCCAUGUUGAGCAGGGUCUGAGGAGUUUGGGAAAGAAAUUGGUGGGAAGUUUGGACUUCAACGGUGUGAAAGUCAAGUGAGUUUUGUGUAGUGGGGAGCAGAGUCACCAUGAGCGAAGCUGAUUUUGUUGAAAACAAGACCAGCUCAAUUGAUGCUAAUGGAUGAUCCCGCAUUUGACCCUGACAUGCCACUCCCAGGUCUGUUUCCAAAUUACGAUGUCAAUAUCGACGCCGAUGAUUUGCAAAACCGGGAUUCACAACUUUCAUUAUCGAUCGAUUCACAACGUGGACGGAGUACCUCCAUUUCUUCUUCUCAAGGCGCUUCAAUCCUGGGUCUCAAUAUAUCUUCGAGUCUCAGUGCAGGUGGCUACCAGCUCCCUUUCAGUGAUCCAUUUAUCAAGUCAUCUGCACAGAAAUCCGGCGCACAUGGGAAUGAGUUUGAAGGUGAAGCUAUCUUGUUUGAAGAUAAUGAUAUUUUUGAGUUUGAUCAGGAUGGGGAAAUUAGGGAUUUCACCGCUCAAGAUAUUGCGUCUCGAAGAGCAGCAAGUACAAGUGCGGCGCCAAGGUUUGGUAAUGAUUCAGCUGCCAGUGCAAGAGUUCGUAAGGAGCAUGACGAUGCUAGAGCGCAAGCUGGAGAUCAUGGCCGUAUAUACAAUGAAGAUGACAUGAAUAUGGUGUUUGGCGAUGAUGAUGAGCGCCUGAUGUUACCGGAUGCAGAACCUUUCGCGGCCUUUAUGGGUGGUUCUGUACCUGCCCCUGGUCGUGAGCAGUCAAUUUCACAGCCGGGAGAUUCGUCAUCUGAAAGCGCAGCUGCACCUUCGCGUCCUCGAAAACCGAAGAUUAAGAAACAGCUCCCUAUUGAUCAAACUCAAGAGCUGAAGAAUUCGGAUCUCUCAAUCUGGCAAAGAGAGUAUGUCAGUACUCAAGAUGGUCUCAGUGCAGCAAAGUUGAUAACCAAGGGACAAACAUUGGCCAAGAAAAAUGCUCUCAUGUUCGUCAUUGGAAACGGUCUCAAUGGUGCUGGCAUUGGUAUUGGAUCAGCAAAGCUUCCAGGCCCUUUAAGCAUAUUUUCAGGUGAUGCACUUCUUGCGAAGAUCACAGGACGAGUGUUUGGUCCUACAAAACGUCAAGCAGACUCUGAGAGAGAUGAAAAUGUUCCUAGCAAACGACUUCGCCAUUCUUCCGAUGAAGAACUUCCCCGUGGUUUCGGCGGUGAUAACGAUUUCGCUAUUCGAGUUGAUGAUGAACCACUCGGCACUCCGGUUGAGGUGGAAAGGGGAAGAGAUGCGGCAGAUACAUUGGCGGAUUAUCCAAGCAGCGCAAUGAUGCCUUGGAAUUUAUCUGCCAGCCAGAGAGCUCGCUCAUCAAGUAUACGCCCCUCUGCUUCGCUUAGGCCCGGUGGCAGAGGAGUUUCUGCCAGUCCCUUGGUGGGAAGAGGUAUUAUUAUACCCGGUGGGGGCGAUUUAGACAAGUUCUCUUCAGAGCAAGAUGUCAUUAUGUAUGGAAGAAGUGAUGAUAUUAGUACUAAUUUAGGUGGGGGAAGCGGUGAUGGCAGGGACGUCGAAGAAUGGGCAGGUGACGACCAAGAGAAAAGUGAUUUCGAAAUGUUUGGACCAGCCGCAAAUGUGGACACCCAGACGGCAGGACAAAGCCAGUGGGUUAGAAGUAUCAUGGAUAGCGAGAGCGAGAAUUUCCUCGAUUUUGUCAGGACAUCGAUCGAAGAAAGGAUUGGCGAGGAUGAAGAUGUCUUUGGUGAACAUGGAAAGUUGAAGGAUAGGAAAGUGGGAUUCGAAGAGCUGUUCGAUCCGGAAAUAAACAGUGAGGUUGUAGCAGCUCAGGCGUUCUUACAUAUAUUGACUUUGGCCACGAAAGGAAGAAUUUGGGUUGAUCAAGACGAGAGUGAGAGCCUGGAUGCAGGUGGAAAUGGAUUGGGUGGAGAAAUUUGGUUAGGGUGUCUGUAGUACUACUGUGAAAGAACAUGGUGUUCGCCAAUUCGAGCCUCGAAGAAACAUGAUACGGUUGGGUGGAUAGGAAAAAUUGUGCUAGGUAUUCGCCCUUUGUAAACAUCUUACGGUAGGGAUAUGAAAGAUAUUAAAUCAAUGGCAUGGGAAAGGGGGUAUGGUUUAUGGUUGCUACAGUUU